AUGUCUGUCAUUGAUACCCUCGAUACCUUCGAUAAAUUAGAAUUCAAUGAUAUACGUGCUUUCGCGGCCGCAUCAGCAUUAAUUGCAAAAUCGAUCCAAGAGUACAACGAUGAUCCAGCGGGAAAUGUCGAUGCUUUAAAAUUAUUAUUCCAAAAUGAAUCAGCAGAUAUCACGCAAAAACAAAAAGAUAUCGAACGUGAAUGGCUUGAGAACAACAAUGAAAUCAUAUCAUUUUCAACAAUCUUAGAUGCUUGUUUGGGUUCUUCAUCAUCCGAUCGUCCUACAUUGAUUGAUCAACCGCUUUAUCUUCCCUUUCGCGAUGAUCAACCAAUGGAAUACGAACCUAUCCAAUGGCAACCGGAUCCACCAGCUUCGACAACACGUUUUGUUGUACAACCUGCAUCACCGAGUCGAGUAUUACAACCUCGAAAUGAACCCAAUAUAGAUCAAACGACGAACAACAAUGCAAAUACGAUUCUUCUCGAUGAUAACGAUGAUCAAAACUAUGUCGAUGCCAAUGGUGACGAAGAAAAUGAAGCGCCGAAAAUAAAGAAAAAGGCGAAGAAGAAGAAACAACAAGCAAAAGUGAUCGAAACGAGUGACGAUACAUCGCUACAACUAAAUACUUCAUCCAACCGAACAUCAACAACUGGUCAAAAACUACCUCAAAAGCUAUCAUCGAAAUGGUCUGCUGGCAAACGUAUAUCUGGAUUUGGUGCUGGUAAAACAAGUGCAAUUCGCAAAUUCGCUCGUCCAUCAAAUGAUCGUCAACAGCGUCCUGACUCUCGUACAUUAUUUCGUAAUAAACCAUCGGUAACUGGUAACACCUCUCGUCUCAGUCAAGAACAACGAGAACAAUUAGCCCGAGCAGUCGAAGAACGUAAACAAGAAGAACGUAAACGCAAAGUCGAAAAACUACACGAACAAGCCAAGAAACGUGAAGAAGUUCUCAGUCGUGCUAAACAGAUCCAACAAGAUAAAGACCAAAAGAAUCAACUACGCGUAUCGGACAACCAAGCGAAAACAGCGGCUUCAGGAAAUAAGAAAGUUCCUGGCGCCAAUUUUAACACGUCAACAACGUUCAAUAACUCAAUGAAUGAUUCAACAAACCUUCCGAAAGCAACUUAUCAACAACAAACUGGCCAGCAAUACAAACCUGUUGUACUCGAUACAACAAGUAAUAAAAUUCUCAAUCAAAAUAAAGUGUUCAAACAACCGAUGAAUGCCGGUUUGAAAAAGCCAACAACAUUAGCAAAUGCUGAAUAUACAUUUGUCGUUGAUAAAAACAAUACACAACGAAAUGAUAUAACAUUACCAUCAAGUUCUUUACUACAACCAAGUGCACAACAUAAAGCAGACUGGACAAUCUUGCCAACUCCAGGACAUCCUCAUGAUGAACUGGAACUUGAUUCGACAAUGACUGAUACAACUCAUAAUUCAACAGAUGGAGAUUAUGGUAUCGAAGAUGUUCGUUCGGAUCAAGAUUCCGACAAUGAAGAUGAAGAUGAAAGUCGCAUACCUGGUUGGGCAAAAGAACGUUUGUUUCAAACAUUUUGGAAAACACAAGGUCAUUGGUAUUUAUCACGUCGAACGUUGAAAUUAACCCGUCGUACAUUAGGACAUUAUCCCAUCAUCAAAGACGAACUUCAAACUUGGCUCAAAGAACUUAAAUCAAGCAAACCAUUAUCAGAAACGUUUACCGAUGCUACUUAUCUCGACCAAACACAAGCACAUUUCUUUUGA
Adineta ricciae is the source of this 1743-nucleotide messenger RNA. NCBI's taxonomy places the organism in Eukaryota, Metazoa, Rotifera, Eurotatoria, Adinetida, Adinetidae. The record is from the annotation of a GenBank genome assembly.